This is a messenger RNA of Nematolebias whitei (Rio pearlfish), 1617 nucleotides long. Its product is annotated as zinc finger protein OZF. The record is from RefSeq and is a predicted model, not a curated record. The transcript has a single exon. Lineage: Eukaryota; Metazoa; Chordata; Actinopteri; Cyprinodontiformes; Rivulidae. The coding region runs from base 1 to 1617 and encodes 538 amino acids.
AUGCCCAAAUCGGCAGAGGCGACACCACCUGCACAACCUUCACAAUCGCCAAUGCGACGGGACGUCACUGUCGUUGAAAAAAGCCCCGACUCCCUUAGUGACAGUGAAGGAGUGGGGGGUAUUUCUGAUGACGAUGACAGCCCGGCACCAUCAACAGGCAGACCUCAGCAAGAAGAUCAGACUAGUCAAAGAACAGCGUCUGGCAACACAGCAAAGGAAAAGAGCGAGAUGCAGACAAAGAGUUCAGCUCAGCAACAGCCUGCCACAACUCCCCAAAGCAAAGAAAAUGACGCGGCACCAGAAAAACCAGAAACCAGAGACUUGCAGCAACUACCCCAAAAAUCAAUUCCUUUUAAGAUUGUUCAAGUGCCAGUCAAAAGUCUCUCCACCGUACAGAAUGCUGGCGGAGCAGGGACGAAGGAUGGACAAAAGCCUCAAACUCAGCGAGUCACGUUGCAUCAGUGGGUGUCACAGAUUGCUUCUAACACAAUGUCGCUCCCCGCCUUGCCGCCUCUUCCAGCUGGAUCGCUGCUUGACGACGAACCGAGGCUGAGCAUUAGAAGGAAGAAGCAGUUCAGACACGUGGUCGACAGAUACAACUGCACCGUGUGCGAUAAGAGCUUCCCCUAUCAGUCCAAGCUGAUGGAUCAUCAGCGCAUCCACACAGGCGAGAAGCCUUUCACGUGCACGGCCUGCAACAAAAGUUUCCGCACGCAGGGUUUUCUCAACAACCACCUGAAGACCCACAGCACUAUGCGUCCUUACGCCUGCGGCCAGUGUGGCAAGUGUUUUGCCAAACUGCAGAGCCUCACAAAGCACAUACUCGCCCACAACGGCCAAAAGCCUUUCUUCUGUAACAUCUGCAACAAGGGCUUCACGCAGUCCACCUACUUCAAAAGGCACAUGGAAUGUCACACGAGCCAUAUGACGUUUCCCUGCAAGCACUGCAACAAAACCUUCCCAACGGUGUUCAAGCUGACCAACCACGAGCGCUGGCACACCAGAGACCGGCCCCACAUGUGCGAGCGUUGCGGAAAGAGAUUCCUUGUCCCCAGCUUGUUGAAGAGGCACAUGGGCUACCACAUCGGCGAUCGCCAGUAUCUCUGUUCCCAGUGCGGGAAAACCUUCGUUUACCUGUCUGACCUGAAGAGGCAUCAGCAAGACCACAUACCCAAAGCAAAGAUCCCCUGUCCUGUCUGCCAAAAGAAAUUCUCCAGUAAGUACUGCCUCAGAGUUCAUCUUCGGAUCCACACCAGAGAGAGACCGUACAGGUGCACCUUGUGUGAUAAGACCUUCACACAGGUUGGAAACCUGAAGGUCCACAUCAGGUUACACACCAACGAGCGACCAUUCAGCUGCGAUGUCUGCGGGAAAACCUACAAGCUCGCUUCCCAUCUGAACGUCCACAAACGGACGCACACCUGCAAAAAGCCCUGGACAUGUGACACGUGCGGGAAGGGAUUCUCUGUUCCCGGCCUUCUUAAAAAACACGAGCAGCUGCACACGAGGGAGGCAAACCCCGAUUUCACUAGAAAACGGGCACACAGGGGAAAGCACAAGAAGCACUCCCUCAAUAGGAAAUAUGAAGAUGAAGAAGAGGGCAGCGAUGACUAUUAA